AUGAGUAAACUUCAGUUAGGUUUAAAAGAAAGAGAUCAACUGUACCGGUUAAUGAUCAGUCAAUUAUUUUAUGAUGGAUAUCAGUCACUUGCUGUUCAGUUGGCCAACAUGACCAAGGCUCAUCCUGCCUGUCCUCCAUCUGACAGGCUCUUCAAAGUCGUUGCUCUUGGACUACGAACUGAAGAAUCCGAACACGAACAAAUUGUACAAAAAAACUCAGACCCGAUUGUUAGUGGGAUUGAUAUGGAAUUUGAGACGGAUGUUUCUCCUACAUCGCCUGAAAUUGCCCAGUAUGAAACAUGUUAUGUAACUGCUCACAAAGGACCUUGCAGGACUGCUAUAUUUCAUCCGAAUGGUCACCUUAUAGCUACAGGGUCAGAAGAUGCCUCAAUAAAGAUAUUAGAUGUGGAAAGAAUGCUAAUGAAAAGUGCGAUGCCUAUAGAUCUGAUAGCCCAGGAGACCCCUCAACAGCAGAUGGAGAACCAUCCAGUCAUCAGGACCUUAUAUGACCACACUGCUGAAGUGACCUGCGUAGAUUUUCAUCCAUCACAGCAGCUUCUUGCGUCUGGCAGCAAAGAUUUCACAGUAAAGUUAUUUGAAUAUUCAAAACCUUCUGUCAAAAAAGCUUUCAAAAGUAUUCAGGAAGCUGCUGAAGUCCGCUGUUUAUCAUUCCAUCCAUCAGGAGAUUACUUACUUGUCGGAACACAACAUCCCACAUUAAGAUUAUACGACAUCCGAUCAGCACAGUGCUUUGUGUCAAACAAUCCUCAUGAUCAACACUCUGGCCCCAUCACUGCUGUAAAAUACAGUCCAACAGGUCAUUUGUAUGUUACAUCCUCAAAAGAUGGAACAAUCAAGAUAUGGGAUGGUGUUAGUAACAGAUGCAUAAACACAUUCAUGAGGGCGCACGACGGCUAUCAAGUAUGUUCCGUCAUCUUUUCAAGAAACUCCAAGUAUGUUCUUUCAAGUGGCAAAGACUCUCUGGUGAAGUUGUGGGAGCUAUCUACAUCAAGGUGUCUGAUAGCAUACACAGGUGCCGGAGUAAUUGGAAAGCAAGAGCACAGGUCCAACACAAUCUUCAACCAUAGCGAGGAUUUUGUUUUAUUUCCCGAUGAGAAAACUACAAGUCUGUGCUGUUGGGAUUCUAGGAGUGCUGAUAGACAAAGGCUCUUGUCAUUGGGCCACAACGGUUUAGUGAGAUGCAUAGCACAUUCGCCUGUUAGUCCAGCGCUUGUUUCAUGCAGUGAUGAUUUUAGAGCAAGGUUUUGGUACCGAAAAACAGAUUCCGAAUGA
Messenger RNA from Helobdella robusta, 1293 nucleotides. RefSeq lists its product as hypothetical. Gene Ontology annotation, cellular component: mRNA cleavage stimulating factor complex. The record is from RefSeq and is a predicted model, not a curated record. The coding region runs from base 1 to 1293 and encodes 430 amino acids. Gene Ontology annotation, biological process: mRNA 3'-end processing. The transcript has 14 exons. Gene Ontology annotation, molecular function: protein binding; RNA binding. NCBI's taxonomy places the organism in Eukaryota, Metazoa, Annelida, Clitellata, Rhynchobdellida, Glossiphoniidae.